AUGCAGAAAUUCAGCGAGUGGAUUCGAAAGAAGAUAACCCACCGCGGCGGCCCUCCAGACCAGCACGGCGAGAGGCCUUCGCGAAUUGCACCCCGGCCUCGUCUUCAGCGGCCGCGGACGCCCAUAAUACCGAUUAUCCCUUCUAACCGGCGGCCGCUGUCGUUGGCAUAUGCGCCCAGCGCGCCGGACGAGCAGUGGGCGACGGAGAACAGCCUCUUCUUCACGCGCUUGCCGCCGGAGAUCCGGCGGAUGGUGUAUGUUGCUAUGUUCGGAGCGAGGACGAUACACAUCAGCCUGAACUAUUCCAAUUCCUACGUUGCUGGGAAGGCUCAUGCUCGCCUCGACACGAUCAAACGGACGGACGACCACAAUUUAGAGUGGCGCUGGUGGCAUUGUGUCUGCCAUAGGUACAGAAACCUCCCCUUCUGGAACGACCGCUGCGCUCUGCCGCAGUAUACGUCCUGUCGUGCCCAUUAUGGAGAUCAUUCAAGCUGUUUCAUCGGAGUGCUGGAGUGGCUCCUGACGUCGCGCCAGUGCUAUACGGAGGCGAUGUCAGUUCUCUAUCACACAAAUACAUUCAUCAUCAACGAUGAAUUUUUCGAUGGUCUCAUAUUCAAGCUGCCCAAUUUGAUCCCAGGGCAUUAUAUCAAAGGAAUCACCUCUCUUGAACUAACAUCUAGAAUCAUCCCGGACGGCGACGCCAUGGAUGUUGGAGACCAUGCUGCACUGGUUGCAUUUCUCUGUUCUUUCUUCCCCCACCUACGCUGCCUGCGCCUACACAUCAGGAGAGGCGGCAGGUUCUUAGAAAGGCACGCCCACGAAGUAUUUGGCUGGAUCCAGCCUGGGCUUUGCGGCUAUCCUCUUGUAAGCGCGGCAAUCUUCUAUACUACCGACCAGCUGGUUCACCAUUAUUCAACCAAGCUGAAAUGCCUAGAAGUCGCUUUGGAUAAAUACAUCUACACCAGGGUCCUUAUGGCCCAGCCGGAGGAGGUUAUCAGAACAGAGGAAUCGCACCCAAGACAGUCCUGGCGCAGAUUCUGGCGACAAGUCAACACCCAUGACGGACUUAGUCUAGGCUACUAUGUCAUGGAGGCAGAGGAUCAGGUUCUUAUCCCGAUAGACACAUGCUUAUAG
Nannizzia gypsea CBS 118893 is the source of this 1134-nucleotide messenger RNA. RefSeq lists its product as hypothetical. Bases 1 to 1134 code for a protein of 377 amino acids. The record is from RefSeq and is a predicted model, not a curated record. NCBI's taxonomy places the organism in Eukaryota, Fungi, Ascomycota, Eurotiomycetes, Onygenales, Arthrodermataceae. The transcript is spliced from 2 exons.